UUUGUGCCGGCAAAGAUGGUUGCUGGGGCUCUCCCGAGCGUGGAGGAAGUGCUGACAUUUAUUUUUUCCUGUUUUGCAGAGGCGUGGGUCCUGCAGCCGCGGGGGGACGAGGCCGUGCGCUGCCGCUGGGCUCAGCACCCCCGUACCCCAGGACCUAUGAAGCACCAAGUGUCCAUCAUGUCCGACUGGGUGCUCCUCGGGCUGAUCGGGGUGCUGGUCGUGCUGCUGCUGCUGACCAUCUUCGGCUUCGCUGUCUACUCGGGGCUCUUCACAGAGGUGGUGGUGAGUGCCGGCUCGCCGCCCAUCGGCAGCAUCACGCUGGCCUACAAGUUCAGAGUGGGUCCCUAUGGCGAAUCGGGGCAGCUCUUCACGGACGGCUGCAGCAUCUCAUCGAAGCUCUGCUCCAUCGGCGUCUACUACGACAACCCGCACACGGUCUCUCCGGAGAAGUGUCGCUUUGCUAUCGGCCGAAUCCUGAGCGAGGGAGAUGCGAAGCCGACGGAGGAGCAGAUCCGGCAGUUCCAGAAGUACGGCUUCAAGAUCUUCUCCUUCCCCACUCCCAGCCACGUGGUCAUGGCGAGCUUCCCGUUCACCACGCCGCUGUCCAUUCAUCUCGCGGUCAACCGCGUCCACCCAGCCCUCGACACCUACAUCAAGGAGAGGAAGCUGUGCGCCCACCCCCGGCUCGAGAUCUACAAGGAAGACCGCAUCUAUUUUGUGUGUCCCCUUGCCCGCCAAGGAGACUUCUACGUGCCCGAGAUGAAGGAGCUGGAGAGGAAGAGCAGGGCAGUGGCAGCUGAGGCCGAAGACGCGCAGACAGACAUCACAGGGGCUGACACCAUGAGCGAGGCCAGCUCCAUCAGCAUCGAGGCCACAACUGACAGCAGAGACACCUCGGUGGCCACCUCGAUCCUGCUGCCCUUCCCAGCUGGCCGGGGCCGGGAGGAGGCCGACAACCGCAGUGAGCACAGCUACAGCGAGUCCGGAGCCAGCGGCUCCUCCUUCGAGGAGCUGGACCUGGAGGGCGCUGGGGACGGGGAGGGUGCUCUGGGGCUGCUGCCCGUCACGGCCUACACAGAAAGCCAGGAGGUCUCAGACAAGUGGACCAAGGAGCCCAUUGCUGCCGAGCGAGGAGAAGAGUAAAGCAGAGGCCUGGGCCCCCCCCGCCUUUGUGGGGGGACCCGAGCCAGCUGGCUGCCUCUCCCGCCUCCUUCCUCUCCAGCCACGAGAUUCGAGUCGCUGAGCCCUCCUGGGACCGUAGCCCUCGUGGGACGGGGGUGUGAGUGGGUCAGGGGCUGCUGGCUUGGUGGUUCCCCUGCGGCGCUUGGGUGCGCGGGGUAGGUGCGGGCCGGGGCAGCGAAAUGUGUUUGCUGUUCGUGUGUCUCUAGGUGCAUUGCAAGUUCUUCGCAGGCAUCUCCAGGGGGGGAUUGCGCAGGUCCCUCCCCUUCUCUCCUGGUGCCCCUCUCACCCACGGCUUCUCUCUGCCACGCAGAUGUGUGUUCUCUAGCACGAAAGAGCAAUGAGUAGGGUUGGUUGGUUUUGUUCCCCUCUUCUCUUUCCCUUGCUGAAAAUGGAAAUGUCCGGUAUAAAACUGUCCUGGACCUGCCACGGGUGCUUCUGGGGUCUAUAAUAAAGUGGAUGCUUUUCCUCUGC
Messenger RNA from Cygnus atratus (black swan), 1653 nucleotides. It is a transcript of the gene TEX264, whose product is annotated as testis expressed 264, ER-phagy receptor. The transcript has 5 exons. Lineage: Eukaryota; Metazoa; Chordata; Aves; Anseriformes; Anatidae. Gene Ontology annotation, cellular component: nucleus; replication fork; autophagosome membrane. Bases 16 to 1143 code for a protein of 375 amino acids. Gene Ontology annotation, biological process: reticulophagy; protein-DNA covalent cross-linking repair. The record is from RefSeq and is a predicted model, not a curated record.